AUGGAUGUGAUCAAGCAUCUGAGAAAGGAUAUAAGGCAUAAAGAACAUCGCAAUAGCCUGAACUGUUUUCGUUGUGCUUUAUGCAAUGAGGAUUUCAUAGGCGAGUUUGAUUACAUUCAUCACCUCAAACACAAGUGGAUUCACAGAUAUGACCUUCACCAAGCUGCGUGUUGCGGAAGGUUCCAAGAAGUCGGUCAGCUAAUUUUCACUGAAGACGCAAAUGUUACCGGGGCAUCGCAUCAGGUCAAUCCUUCGUCACAGUUGGGUUUUACACCAAUGCACUGUGCAGCAUUCAGGGGAUAUUCGAGAUGUCUCAAGGUAAUGCUCUCUUGGCCAGACGGAAAUCCGAAUAUCCCUGAUCAACAAGGUCAGACUCCAGUCCACCUGGCAGCAAGGUGUGGUAGAGCAACCAGUUUACGUCUCUUGCUCGAUAAUGGUGGAAAACUAGAUUUAAAAGAUGAGAGUGGGCAGACACCAAUUCAAUUGGCACGUUGUCACGAUGAUUGUAUGAAUGAAAUUCUAAUUCAUCAAAUUUUAGCAAUGUUUUCGAAAUUUCGUCUAAAAACAUUCAAAGUUGCCUCGCGGAAAGACGAAGAGACAAAUGAAAAUGUCGAGGGAGCCACUUGCGCCGAGAUUUCUUCGGAAUUUGGGGCUUUUGAUGAUGUUUCCCGUUGGGCUUGUCAAAUUGCAGCGAUGAUAUCCGAACUUCGCCGUAAGAAAAUCACAGCAAAGAGAAGUAUAAGUCUUGAAGAACAUAACGAGACUUCUGAUUCAGAACCCAAGGAUUAUACUGAGGAUAGUUGUUUCUCUGAAAAAGAUCUGGAGACGAAUGAAAGUAUUGAAAAACUGGGAGCCUCCAGUGUAGACGAUUUCUCUGAAUUGGGGGACUCUGAUAAUGUUACACAUUGCGGUAAUCUCGAAAAAAUAUGCUCUUCUGUAAUUGAUGACGUUGAAAAGGGGCAGGAGAUUAUUGGGACUGGUACCAACAAAAUAAUUACAGAAUGUAGAUUCACUGAAGUUUCAUCUGAGAUGUUGCCUUACGAGAUUUUGGCCAGAGGAGAGCAUGCGGUAGAUGCAUUUAAAACUGCCUUGGCUGAAGGCACUGCUUCGGCUUCGAGAUUGAAAAUCAUCGUUGUUGGCGAAGUGGGGGCUGGAAAAACAAGUCUUACUCGGUCUCUUUGUGGUCAACCGUUUAUUGAUACCCGGGAAAAGACACGUGGAAUCCAAACGGCUUCUAUAAGUGAACCUAUCAUAACAAGCAGCAAAGUUGACGAAACGUGGAAACACGCUGACCCCAACGAGUCCCAUUGCGAUGAACUAACAGCACGAUGCGUCAACCUGCCAGGACUACCCUGGACCUCGGAAAAUUUUGAUUUACGCGAGUUAGUGGACCAACUAGCCGUAACAACUUAUCCUGGUUUGCAAACACCAUCGAUCCCGACUCUGGACUCCCCAGAGUAUGUGAGGCGCGUGGUGACCGAGCCAUCAGUCACUAUUCAAGACUCUCCCCGGAAGUACCCGGCCACCCUUGUCGCCAGAAAAUUAUCAAGCGCCGCGACUGAAGAGUCAAGCGUUAAGAAAAUUUUUUGGGAUUUCGCCGGGCACCAACUCUACGAACCAAUGCAUCACGUGUUCAUGAAUAGUAACAGUCUUUAUUUGGUAGUGUUUAAUUUAUUGAAAAUGAGUAAAUCUCCUGAAAAAAGCUUGCGCAAGAUACACUAUUGGUUAAAUUCGAUCGCGAGUCACACGUCCUCCUCCACUCCAGUAAUGCUUGUGGGAACCCAAAAGCUAAGAGUAAACAUUUUGGUUGAUUCCCAGUUCAUUCACACAGCAAGAGGAUUUUGUGAAGAGAAAUUUGCACAUAUGUUUGGUAAUCGCCUUGUCCGAAGUCUUGAUGACGACAUAUUGUUCGUUGUUGAAAAUUCGAAUGCCCAUGACGAUGCUGGAAUUGUAAAAUUAAAGGAUGCAAUUGCAAGGGAUAUCUCUGCUUCGGGCAAGACCUGGUUUGUUAAUCAGGAAUUACCUCUGAAGUGGCUUCAUUGUGAAGAGGAGAUUAUCGAGCAUCAGAAAGAUCCAGAGAGCAAGAAAUGUUUGGAUAUCAGUGCUGUGAAAGAAUUGCUAGAAGACAAAUGCCAGACAACAUUUUCUGAUCACGAAUUUAACUCGAUGUUAACAUUUUUUCACGAUAGCGGACUAAUUCUUCUCCCAGGAAUCAUGCACGAUGUUAGCGAAGAAUCCGUAGGGAAAGAUUUGGUAAUCUUGUCUCCGCAGUAUCUCGUAGAUAUAAUGACCAGCAUCCACGAAGUUCCGAAAAAUAAUGAAAAUCACUUUAAACGUCAAUUUUCUAACGAAUUUAAGAAGCUGAAAGAAGAAGGCCGAGUGGCCGGUACACUACUAGAACAUAUUUGGAAAGAUAAGGUCGAAGAUGUUGACGUGCUUGCUGAACUGCUGUCAAGUUUUAAACUUCUUCACGCUCUAUAUACUGAAAGUGAUAAAAAAGUAGCAUCGUGCCCCACUGAAGCUAAAGAAUUUAUUAUACCAUGCAUGCUAAAGGAUAAAUCUGAUGAAAGUUUUAGUAAACGUUGGCUCAAGGCUUGCAAGGAUUGGGAAGAUCUCACGGAAACUGAACACAAGUUCGUCUUCGAUUUUGGCGGCUUCCUGCCUCCGCCUUUGUUCGACUACUUCUUGGUUCACGUCUAUCAUCACAGCUGCAAAUCGAAAGGAAUGAAGCCAAUUCUGCAAAGACGGGGAGGGAUAUUCUCAAUUUCAAACAGAUAUUUAUUCUGCACAAAAUUGGUGUUGAAAGACUGCCAAAUUUGGGUCCAUGCAAGAUGCAAGAAAGGUGAACAUUUUUCUCACCUUGCAAGCGUAUUAAAGAAAAAAGUCAGCGAAAUCUGUCGUCAGUAUUUUAAAUUUCUUAAAUUUAUUUGCGGCCCCCCUUGCCCACAUAAAGAUUGUCCUGGAGCAACAUUCAACGCGGAUGAUCUACAGAGGCCCUGCGAAUCAAGCUCGUCUGGAAGCGAGAAAAGUUCUGAGUCAGGUGAAGAUGAAGCUGGGUCCAGCACACAAAAUCGCGCAGUCACAAGCAGUAAGUGUGGGGACAAUGAAAAACGUAUCCAUGUGAUUUCUGUUGAUCCGGAAUCGUACCAUCCUCCGUAUUGGUGUCGGUCAGUUGAUUUGAGCAAAUUACUAUCUCAUUGGAAUCCAGAUUUAAAUGUUCAGAAAGAGAUCCCAUUACCUGCUCUGGCGGAAGAAGACAUGGAAGAAUUAAAAGAAUGUGCUGUGGACGAAUGCUGUAUAACAAACGUUUCCAACAAACUGGGCAACAACUGGAAGGAUUUAGGAAGAGAAUUGAGCGUCGAAGAAUCAAAAAUGGACAAUAUUUCAGAAGAAAAUCAUGAACAAAAGGAACGAGGAAUUAAAGUAAUUUUGUCCUGGAAAAAUCAUCUUGGAAGUUCAGCAGUUGUUAGCUUAUUGGCCAGUGCUCUGAAAAAGAUUUCAAGAAAGGACUUAGCGGAGCAGCUAGUGAGUCAUUGUAAGAAUUGCCACAGCAGCAAGAAUUAACAAAAACAAUUUAAAAAGUGAUCCCUGAACUGCGUCCCGCGUGAGCUGAUUUUAAUUUCCUCAGAAGAUAUUUAAUUGGACCCCCAUAAAAGCUAUAUAACCUUCAGUUGAUAGCACAUAUCCUAAGUUCGGAAGGGAUGUAGUCUGUAGUGUCGUUAAAGCACAAUUUUACACAUGAAUCAAAUUCUGUUCAUUACUUAUUUUUAGUUAAUUAAUUAAUUAAUUAUAUUAGUUCAUUGGUAAUUUACUACAGGCAGUUUUUUCAUUUUGAGAUAUUAGGUAUUAGGAACCUUAGAUGAUCAUCUCCACCCUUUCAUUUUUCCACAAUCAGCCGAGGUUCUCCUAUUUUCCAUCCAACAAACGCUCGCACUCUUAUUAACGAUCAUCUAAGGUCCCAAUACGUACCACAUUUUCCAAUUAAAAAACUGUCAUUAGUUGAGACGGAUUGUAUAGUUACACGUAGUUGUACGUGGGAACUGGCCUUAACAACAUAUUGGAUUAAAUUUAGCGAUUUUAAAAAUUUCACUGACAAACCUACAACAAGACACUAUUUCAGCUGAAAAGCGCGACUGUAAAUCGGUAUCUACAAAACACGUCUUGUGACGUGCAUGUCUGAAAAAAUCCGAUCAGAAUAAUAUUUUACCUGAUGAUAUCUAAAUUGUUCUUGUUUCCAGUUCAACCAUGAUGCCAUUUAUAGAUUUUAGAACAAGCUCUGUACUUAUUUUAAUAUCCUCCGUAGCCUGGGUUGAUUUGAUAUUGAAAUGACGCAAUAUUGUUGCCAAAACCACCUUUUCUUCCAUCAACGCGAAUCU
Dendronephthya gigantea is the source of this 4376-nucleotide messenger RNA. RefSeq lists its product as uncharacterized. NCBI's taxonomy places the organism in Eukaryota, Metazoa, Cnidaria, Anthozoa, Malacalcyonacea, Nephtheidae. Gene Ontology annotation, biological process: signal transduction. The record is from RefSeq and is a predicted model, not a curated record. The transcript is spliced from 16 exons. The coding region runs from base 1 to 3564 and encodes 1187 amino acids. Gene Ontology annotation, molecular function: protein binding.